Messenger RNA from Apaloderma vittatum (bar-tailed trogon), 632 nucleotides. Its product is annotated as serum amyloid P-component-like. Gene Ontology annotation, biological process: innate immune response. The record is from RefSeq and is a predicted model, not a curated record. The transcript has 3 exons. The annotation marks the transcript as partial. Gene Ontology annotation, molecular function: complement component C1q complex binding. NCBI's taxonomy places the organism in Eukaryota, Metazoa, Chordata, Aves, Trogoniformes, Trogonidae.
AUGGGCCAGCUGAAGCUCUGGCUUUCUGUCCUGGCUGGGCUCUCGGGCAUCGUGGCUCAGGAAGGUAUCUCCCGAAAGUUGUUCUUCUUUCGGAAAGCCCCCAGCGAUGCCUACGUGGUGCUGAAGACCAACCUCGACCAGCCGCUGCAGAACUUCACCGUCUGCCUGCGGUCCUACACUGACCUGACCCGGCCCUACAGCCUCUUCUCUUAUGCCACCAAGGCACAGGACAACGAGAUCCUCCUCUUCAAGCCCAAGCCCGGCGAGUACCGCUUCUACGUGGGGGGCAAGUUCGUCACCUUCCGUGUCCCUGAGGGCCGCGGGGACUGGGAGCAUGUCUGGGCCAGCUGGGAGGCGGGCACUGGCGGGAAGCCGUGGCCCCGCAAAGGGCUGCAGCGGGGCUACACGGUGGGGGUGGAGGCGGCCAUGCUGCUGGGGCAGGAGCAGGACGCCUUUGGGGGCGGCUUCGACCUCUACAACUCCUUCUCAGGCGAGCUAGCCGAUGUCUACCUGUGGGACGUGGGGCUGUCACCGGACAAGAUGCGAGCUGCCUACCUGUCCCUGCGCCUGCCACCUGCCCUCCUGGCCUGGAAGAGCCUGAGCUACGAAGCGAAGGGCGAUGUGGUGGUGAA